AUGUCAAUUAUUAAAUCUAUUUCAUCAAUGAACCCAGUUAACAGUGCUUCAACUAUUUCUAUGUUAAAUUCAUCAGGAAGUACCUUGUUCUCUGAUAAUGAAUCAGCUUGUUUUGGUAAUAGCUUAGGUGGUGGUUCAUGUGGUUUCAAUCCAUGUUUUAAUCCAUGCAGCAGUGGAAACAGUAACAUUAUAAAUAUCGAUAUUGAUAUUGGUGGUCGUAGAAGAUGCUGUUAA
Molecule: messenger RNA, 234 nt
Organism: Dictyostelium purpureum
Lineage: Eukaryota; Evosea; Eumycetozoa; Dictyosteliales; Dictyosteliaceae
Exons: 2
Coding region: 1-234 (77 amino acids)
Source: RefSeq, a predicted model, not a curated record